This is a messenger RNA of Numida meleagris (helmeted guineafowl), 7658 nucleotides long. It is a transcript of the gene ITGB8, whose product is annotated as integrin subunit beta 8. Lineage: Eukaryota; Metazoa; Chordata; Aves; Galliformes; Numididae. Bases 76 to 2382 code for a protein of 768 amino acids. Gene Ontology annotation, biological process: cell adhesion mediated by integrin; integrin-mediated signaling pathway; cell migration. The record is from RefSeq and is a predicted model, not a curated record. Gene Ontology annotation, cellular component: focal adhesion; integrin complex; cell surface. The transcript has 14 exons. Gene Ontology annotation, molecular function: integrin binding.
GGGACUGAGCGCGCCGCGCCGCCGAGCCGCGGCCCCGAGAAGAGGGCGAGGGAGCGGCAGCGGGAGCGGCGCCGCAUGAUGUGGGUGCCGCUGCUGGCGUGCCUCACCGCGGGGAUCGUCUCCGUGCCCAAGUGCCAGCGCGGCCCCGGGGCCCUCCUCGGGGCGGUCCGGCUGCUGGCGGCCGUGCCCGGACUCUGCCAGCGCCCGGAAAACAGAUGUGCCACUUCAAAUGCAGUAACAUGUACAAAGUGUCUUGCUUUGGGUCCAGAGUGUGGAUGGUGUGCCCAGGAGGAUUUCAUGGCUGACUCAACACAGAAGGGACGCUGUGACACUGUUUUCAACUUAUUGAAAAGAGGCUGCCAGUCGGAUUUUGUAGAAAGUCCCACAGUUCAUGUUACAAUACCCGGUGACCAAGAAACAAAUACACAAGUGACACCAGGAAGAGUUUCAGUCCAACUGCGUCCAGGAAGUGAAGCAAGCUUUAUAUUAAAAGUUCAUCCUCUGGAGAAGUACCCUGUGGAUCUUUACUAUUUAGUUGAUGUCUCAGCUUCUAUGCACAACAAUAUAGAGAAACUAAAUUCCGUUGGAUUUGCUUUAUCUAAGAAGAUGGAGAAUAUUUCUCUUGAUUUUCGACUUGGGUUUGGAUCCUAUGUGGAUAAAACUGUGUCACCCUAUAUUAGCAUUCACCCAGGUAGAAUCCAUAACCAAUGCAGUGAUUAUAAUUUAGAUUGUAUGCCGCCUCAUGGUUAUAUUCAUGUGCUAUCCCUGACUGACAAUAUAGCAGAAUUCAGAAAUGCAGUGAAUAAACAAAAAAUUUCUGGGAAUAUUGAUACACCUGAAGGGGGUUUUGAUGCAAUGCUCCAAGCAGCUGUGUGCCAGACCCACAUUGGAUGGCGCAAAGAAGCCAAGCGACUACUUCUUGUGAUGACAGACCAAACUUCCCAUCUAGCCCUUGAUAGUAAAUUAGCGGGGAUCGUGAUUCCCCAUGAUGGAAACUGUCAUUUGAAAGACAAUGUGUACAUCAAAGCUACGAGUAUGGAGCAUCCAUCUCUUGGGCAGCUCUCUGAAAAAUUGAUUGACAAUAACAUCAAUGUCAUUUUUGCAGUUCAAGGAAGCCAGUUCCAUUGGUAUAAAGAUCUGUUACCUCUGUUGCCUGGUACUGUUGCAAGACAGAUAGAAUCACAAGCAGCAAAUCUCAAUGAUUUGGUGGUAGAAGCUUAUCAGAAACUAAUCUCUGAAGUGAAAAUUCAAGUGGAUAACCAGAUCCAGGAUCUUAAUUUCAAUAUCACUGCGAUCUGUCCUGAUGGAAGUAAAAAAACUGGCAUGGAAGGAUGUAAAAACGUUCGAUAUAAUGAGGAAGUACUUUUCAAUGUAUCAAUCACAAUGAAAGGAUGUGAUACAACCGGGGGAAGAAAAUAUGCAAUACUUAAGCCUAUUGGUUUCAAUGAAACCACCAUUAUUAAUGUACAGAAAAGCUGUGCCUGUCAGAAUGAAGACAGCGCAAAGCACAAGAGAGUGUGGGUUGAUGAAAUGUUUCCUGAUGGCAAACAGCCCCAUUGCAGUGACAGGAGUUGUAGCCGCAGCAGAGAGACAUUUCCUUCUGAGGAAUGCAGGCAACACCAGGACCAGCCCAUCUGCAGUGGCCAAGGAGAUUGCAUAGAUGGAAAAUGUUUCUGCUACAAGAACAAGCUAGGCAGAGUAUAUGGCAAAUACUGUCAAAUGGAUGAUUUUUCUUGCCCGUAUCACCAGGGAAACUUAUGUUCUGGUAAUGGUGAAUGUGAAGCUGGUAAAUGUAAAUGCUUUGCUGACUGGGAAGGUGACCGUUGCCAGUGUUCAUUACAAUCAGCAAAGCAGUGCCUGAAUUCAAAGGGCCAGAUUUGCAGUGGAAGAGGAAAUUGUGUAUGUGGAAAAUGUGAGUGCACCGACCCAAGAAGUUUUGGCCGUUUGUGUGAAUACUGCCCUGCUUGUAACAAAGCUUGUGAAGAAAACUGGAAUUGUGUUCAGUGCCAUCAUUCUAACAAUGCAUCUCAAGCUAAACUUGACCAGUGUAAAACCUCAUGUGCUUACCUAUUGCAUUACAUUGACCAAACUUCAGAAUGUUUCUCUGGACGAAGCUACUUUAGAGUGUUUUCCAUAAUCUUUAUAGUUACAUUUCUGAUUGGGUUGCUUGUUGUACUUAUCAUCAGGCAGAUAAUUCUGCAGGGAAAUAGCAAUAAAGUUAAAUCUUCAGCUGAUUACAGAGUUUCUGCAACAAAGAAGGAAAAGAUGUUUUUGCCUACUGUUUGUACAAGAACAGUAACAUACAGACGUGACAAACCAGAGGAAAUAAAUAUCGACAUCAGCAAGUUACGAUUAAAUGAAACUUUCAAGUGUGAAUUCUGAAGACAGUGUGUUUUCUGCAAAUGUCUAUUUCCAUCAUUCUCUACUUUUUAAAAGUUACCACUGUUGCUGUUUGUGUCAUGCGUUUUGUUGGAUACUGUAACAACGUGACAUGUAAGCAUAUUCACAUAAUGUGACUAUGUCUGAAACUAUAGCUGCUGUAUUUUUUUUUUUAUUUUGUUUAUUUUUAAAGAAAAUGUGCGUGACUACUGUUCAGGAACAUUAGUGUUGAUGUAGCACUUUAAUGUAUUCUAAUUUAUUUAGUUCUGGCAUAGAAUGUAGAUAUGAACAGGUCUGACAAAGCACUGAUCUCGCUCUACUUGUAGCUAGUACUGAUGUGCUCUGUGGGAAUGGACAAAAACUGUGACUGAAAUAUUAACAUUGCUGUAUAUUAUAGCAAUAGGUGAAAAUAUUCAAAUGCUCUUAAAUAGAGUAAAUGGUACUUUUAUAGUUCUCUCAGCUGACUAAAUUCUACUGAUUUGUCUGCUUUAGCCUCUCAGCUUUUCCUUGUUACUUAAUAAAAAUGACUGGAUUAAAUGAGUGCUUAGUUACCAGGGUGUGUGUAGACACACACACAUACGCACACACACAGACAAAUAUAUAUAUAGUUUGUUAUGUGAUAUGUCACUUAAAGAUAAUUUAUACCUGACAAGGAGUACUUUUUAGCUUUUUUGCUUUUUUCAAUGUAAAGCUUUUAUGUGAAUAUUAAGAUAUUCGAAAAACUGGGCGGCUGCAGAAGAUGAGUUCCUCUGUCCACCAGCACCACCUGCCCUGUAACCACUGCCCGCUGGCUGCGCCUUUGGAGUCAGCAGCAUCAGCUCCAAUCAGAUAAACUGCACCAGAGAUGUGUUUGGUCUGCUAGCUGCGUGUCAGUGUUUUGCCAAGUAAGGGCUUGUUCCUUUUGUAUGUCAGACAUGAGUCUGAUUUUACACACGUGCUCUUUUUUCUUUGUAAUUAGUUGACAGGAUUUGUUUUUCUCAUUCCAUGCUUUACCACUUCAAUUUUUGUUGCUGUGCAUUGAGAAAUGUGUCCGGCUUGAUGUGACAAAGAAUCUGCAGUUUGAAAGAAGGGGAGGAACAUAGAAUUCAUUUUCUCAAGAGAACAUAUUAACUGAUUUCAUAGAUGUAGGACCAAAUUCUGCCUUCAGAAAUGGGCAAAACUCUUCUAAACACAGUGGGACCAAUGUAAGCUCACCUGGAAGCAGAAUUUGAGCUAGAAGUUCAAGCAGAAGCAUUUUCUCACCCUUGAAACUGGUUGUAGUGGUAGAGAGCGUGUUACUGCUAUACAGUAAUGGGCAGAGUCAACCAGCAUGCUGGUUUACUUACGUUAUGUUGCCAAGAUCCUAAGAAAUUGUGAUCCGUGUCUGUGAAAUAUGCACUAAAAUCUUGGUGGUGAAAAAAAGAAAAGAAUAAUCUCAUAGGACAUUAUGCAGUGUGUCAUUUUAAUAGUUUUAAUUACUGGUACUAAAUAUUGAUCUGUAAUUGCCUUAGCUAAGAGUUACAGAAACAAAGCAGGACCGCUUUACAUGAAAUUUGGUAGCACUUAGUAUAUAGUAGUAUUUCCUAUUCAAUAUUUCUUCUGUAAAUUCCCACAGGUGAAAGGAGGGCAGGAUGCAGAACAAAUAAUUGUUAUGGGAGUGUUCACAAGGAAUAUUUUGGAUCAUGCAAACAAAAAAAAAAAGGUUGUAAACUGGCCUCUUAAUUGUUUCUAAAGCAACCCUCAGAGUAGUCCCUUAGCUUCCCACCAUUCAGGUAAAAGUGUCUCAUUUAAAGGAAAGGCGGUUGCCUUACACUGACCUUGAUUUUACGUAGCUUCAUCGUAAUAUCUUAUCUACAGGCUCAUUCUGACUCAAGAAUUAUUCUGUAGCAUAUCAGGAAUACCUUGAACUUUCCAUUUUAAAGUGCAUUUUCUUUCCAUGUAAAUUACCAGACUCAAACCUUGGUUUCAGUGGGAUUAAGAUAAAAAACCUAUUAAGGUUUACUUACUAUUGUCCUUGUCACAGUAUUUGUGAGUAGGAAAAAAGCCCCUGGUCAUCCAUUUCACUUAGUGAAACAAAAUAAAGAAAUAAAACCUAACUGGAGAAUACCUGUGUGUAUAACAAAAGCUAUGAUUAUGUUCCUUAACAAUAUGAUACAAUUUUCUGAACAGAAAAGAUUCAUCAAAAUGUGUUUCUCCUAACAGCCCUUAAGCCACUUCCUGAAGUGAAGCUGUUGUUUUUUUCUCCAGAAUUUAUUUUUUCACUGUUAGGGGAAGCUAAAUUUGGAUAGGGAACAAUGAAGCUGGUGUCUUUGUGGAAGAAAGAUAUGUAACAUCCAUCAUCCAGACACAUCCCAUUGCUGCCACUUUUCUCCUGUAGCCCUUGGAUGGCACUGCAGUGCUGCCUGUGCAGGGGUGCAGCCAGUAUGUCUUUAUCAGGCAUCUGCCUGAGUGUGUGAUAUGCUCUGCUCAAACAGAGCAGGCUUGCAGGACAAACUGCAGUGUUGGCUACUUGCUGUCUUAAGUUUAAAAAAAAAAAAAGAAAGAAAAAGAAAAAAAAAUUUUUUUUAAAAAGGCUUUUCUUGCAUCUCGCUCAUUGCUUUGCUGUAUUGUAGAGGGAGCUGGUAAAAAGAAUAAGCUGUUGCUAAUGUGACAGGUCAAGGCUUUUAGAAGGCCCAUGGGGAGCCUACACAGAGCAGGAUCCUUGGGAGGAGGCUUUGUUUCUGAGGAUGGAAUCUAUCCAUGAGAAACUCUGGCUUUACUCAGUGCUUGUUUCCCUCUGCCUUUGACCAUGUUUUUCAGAAGAGCUGCUGCAGGAGAUGAAUAGACCAACAAAAGCCUCACUAUUUAGGGAGCUGUGUUCCCUCAGCACAUGACCUUAAAUGAGAAAGCAGCCUGUAAUUCACAAGGAAUUUCCUCAGCAGUCACAGAAGGACUGUGCUUCUUAUAGUGCUUAGUAUGGGAGAUAUCACAGAGAAAUUAGUUCAGAUUAAUUUUCAAAGUACUGUGCAUCAAAGAUGCUUGUAAUAAUAUGGGGAAAAUAUCUAUCCUCAGCACAGCACAUUUUAAACUUUUGAAAUAAACUUUUUAUACCAGCCUGCUUGGAAAAACAAAAAGGCCAACUGUUUUGACCACAUGCCUAUACCUAAUAGUAUGCUUACACAUACUGUGGCACCUCACUGCUGGUUUGCAGGGUUGAUUCUAGAUCUUCUCCUAGAAACAGAGCAUCUUCAUGGCUCUUCACAGCAGAACUGUAAAUGAUAAAAAAGGUCAAUUCUAAUUCCACAUUAUUUUUACCUUUGGUUUAUUAACUAUGUAACAUUUCAGAAAUGGCACAUUCAUGCAAUUAAAACGCGCAUCUUCAGAUUUGUUUUCUGAGGCUCUGAGAGAGAUGAAAAAAUGCUGUGCACUGAUUACUUUCCAAGCAUCAUGAGCGUGUUAAUAACACCACUAUAGAUGUGUGUGGGAAAAUAGCUGUUUCAUCCAGAAAAUGUGCACAUGGUAUGUGAGAAAUUUUCAUUGUGACUAGCUGAAAUUCCCUUAUGUUCACAAGCAAUGUUGCGAAUGGACCUUAAAAAGGAAGGACAUCUGCGUGGGCAUAGUUUACAUUUUAGCCAUUAAAACCAACUGGAUUUAUUUUUUCCUUUCUAUGAUGUCAUAAAAACCUGCUAUGUAAAGUAUUCUUCAGACCACAGCGGAAAAGAAUAUUUUCCCAGUCUGAUCACACAUUUGUUUUCUGCUUAGUGUGCAUACUUAAAUGCACGUGCGGCACAAACUGUGGGGCGUGAAGCAGCUUCAAGCAUCCCUUACUCCUGGGGUUGGCCAUAAGGCACAGUGAUGCCCAGGACAGAGGGAUGCAGGGGCCCUACUGCUUUUGCAGUAGGCAUCCCAAGCAGACCCAUUGCGCCCUGCUGUUCCUCAUGGCAUCUCAACAGCGACAGUGCUCCGGAACCAUAUUGCUCCAUAUGUCAGGGCAGGAGGCCUUUUCAAAGGAGGUUGUCCUAAUGGCCACAAUUUGAAGAUGCAUGACGUGCAGUCCACAAUCAUCAACACUGCAGCCUGUUUGCAUCUUUACUCAUCAAAAACUGCUUGCAUACAACCUAGCAAGGUACUGUAAAUGCAGGUGCUGCAGCCCUCCUUGAGAUUUCUGGGAAGUCCUUGGGCAUCUGUUCUCCCCAGCCCCAGGAUCUGCACUGCCAGCCUUCAGUGAUGUAGCUAGGGCACUUCUCAUAAAUACAUUAAUGCUGAAAGAGUGCUGUGUGGCACCUACUCUGCUCUGUGGAUGAAAUGUGUUGCCUGUGUUCUUGCUGUCCCUUCAAAAUAGAGGUGCAAGAUCUAUUUGGUAAACAGGAAUGGAGCAGCAUUAAGAACGACACUACUUUGCCAUGGUAAUCUUGACGCUGCUCGAUGCACAGACAUCUCAUGGAUAUUACAGACAACUGAAAUUCAUGGAGAGGAAAAAAGGGUUUAGAAGUAGCUACUGUGAAUGUGGGAUUUCACUGAGUGCAAGCCAGCUCAGAAUGUUGAUCUGGGAAAGAACAAUUUUUAAAAAGUUAUGAAAAAAAACCCAAAAUUAGUUGAUUCUUAAGUUUUAGAAAUGCUGCUCUGGAUUGCAUUUUCUCUUUGAUUACUUUUCUACUUAUUAAAAUAUUUUCAAUUGUGACUUUUGUUAAAACAACAGCUUCUACUCAAAUCCUAACUUUUCAUCACAAUACCUAUGUUGUGUUUGAGUUGUUUGUAUUUUGAAGGGUGAGGCUGAGAGAUGAAAGAUUCAUUUAGGAAGGCAUUUGUUUUAGAAGAAUUCACUGUGCUAACAUCUUCACUUUUACCUACUACUGCUUCAAAGUGUCUUAUUUAGCAAUUAUGUGACAACUUUUAAUAAUACUACAGUUUUUAGCUUUCUAUUUAACAUAUACUACCUUGUGUAAAAAAUCAUAUACAGAUGAAUAACGUUUCUCUAGAUUUUAUGCAUAGAGAAUGCUAGUAAGGGAAGACAGUUUAAUUAUAUCUGUAACUUCUUUACUGUCCAUCUUCUAUUUUAAAUGACACUUUUAAAUCACUACUUUUGUUUGUAUGGAAAUAUACUGAAUAUUUUAUUAUUUAAAAUAGUAUACUUUUAUAACUGUUUAUUAAUUUCAGUUGACUACUAACUUCUAUUUUGAUAUUUAUUAAUGAGUUGACACUGUAGUAUAUUGAGAUGUUUAUUUUUCUAUCAGAGCUGUAACAACUAUGACAUAGCAUUAUUUUAAUGCAACAUCAUUGUACUUGCUCUCUAAAAAAAUAAAAUCGAUAUUUAAUCUGUA